CAGCGAGGGUCUGCCCGGGGGGUCGAUCCGCUCGGGGCUCUGUGUGGGGGUCUGGGGACCGGGCGCGGUGGGUCGGUGUCUGGGGUUGGGCUCCGCUGAGGGGCGGCAGGAUUGGGCCAGGCACUGGGUGCAGAGCUGGGGUGGUGCAUUGGGCUUGGGAUUAUUGUGAGGAGUUGCGUUGUGGGAGGAGGGGAGAAUCUUUCAUUUAGUGGUUUGGGGGGGGUUGUAUUGGGGGCAGAUCUAAUUUGCGGGGAAUUAGCUUUUAAUUUCUGGUUUGGGGGAGCUGCACUGCGUCAGAUAUAGAUUUUGGGUGGGCUUGAUUAUUUUUUUUUUUAGGUGCUCCAGAGCAACCUGGGCUGUGUGAAAUGACUAGGUGAUUUUAGCCCUUUUGGAGGGGUUGGAUUUAUUGUAGUAGAUUCUGAAGGAGGGUUGCACUUGAUUUAUAUUUUGCAUUCCCUCCCCCCACACACUAAGUGGAUUUCUUAGGUUUGGAGGGCUGGAUUGGUUUUGGUGACUUACAGUUUUGGGGGGACAGUUGCAGUUUGCAUUUUGGGGGUGUUGCUCUCGGCAAGGCCGAGAGUGGGUUGCGGUGGGUGGACUCUGGAUUUUUCCCCCCCAGUGUGGGUAAAUUUUUCUCCAGCGUCGCUGAUGCCAGAACAAGGCCCCAGAAUGAACGGUUUCUCUCUGGGCGAGCUGUGCUGGCUGUUCUGCUGCCCACCUUGCCCUAGCCGCAUUGCUGCCAAGUUGGCUUUCUUGCCCCCGGAGCCCACAUAUACAGUGUUACAGCCUGAGCAGCAGCAAGAGGCUGGGGCUGCAGCAGCAGGGUCUGGGACCCCAACAGGAACAGGCAGCUGCAGUCUGCACUUGAGUGAGCGGGCGGACUGGCAGUAUUCACAGCGAGAGUUGGAUGCUGUCGAGGUUUUCUUUUCUCGCACAUCUCGGGAUAACAGGCUGGGGUGCAUGUUUGUACGCUGUGCCCCGGCCAGCCGGUAUACGCUGCUCUUCUCGCAUGGCAAUGCUGUGGAUCUGGGCCAGAUGUGCAGCUUCUACAUCGGCCUUGGCUCUCGCAUCAACUGCAACGUCUUCUCCUACGACUACUCUGGCUACGGGGUGAGCUCAGGCAAACCCUCUGAGAAAAACCUGUAUGCAGACAUAGAUGCAGCCUGGCAGGCCCUCAGGACAAGGUAUGGUGUGAGUCCUGAGAACAUAAUUCUGUAUGGUCAGAGUAUUGGAACUGUCCCGACAGUGGACCUGGCAUCUCGGUAUGAGUGUGCAGCUGUAAUCCUUCAUUCUCCUUUGAUGUCUGGAUUACGGGUAGCUUUUCCUGACACCAGGAAGACAUAUUGCUUUGAUGCUUUCCCAAGCAUUGACAAGAUAUCUAAAGUAACCUCUCCUGUGUUGGUAAUUCACGGUACUGAAGAUGAGGUAAUAGAUUUCUCCCAUGGCCUGGCAAUGUAUGAGCGAUGUCCACGUGCAGUGGAGCCUCUCUGGGUGGAAGGGGCUGGGCAUAACGACAUAGAGCUUUAUGCACAAUAUCUAGAAAGACUAAAACAGUUCAUAUCUCAUGAACUCCCCAACUCCUGAAGAACCCUACUUGAUUUUACCUCAGUUACUGUGAAUGGAAGAAAUUACCUGUUUUUGCACAUGCUUUAACUGGAUAGCUGUAAUAGCUUUAUACUAUGAAGAAAUACCUGUCUUUAGGGUGUUCUAAUCAACAUCUGAUGAAACUUGUCUUUUUAUAUCUGGAAAUUAUUCUACUAAUGCACACAAUAUGGUCAACUACUGUAAUUCCAAUGACUUUUAGUUUCAUUACUCUGGAGGACAAGGGGAUACUAGCUGAAUAUGGGGACACUUUUUAUCUAGUGGUAUAUUAAUAUUCUAAAAUCAGUUUUCUCUAUCUUCUGAUCAUUUAUAAUUCUGUCCUAUGAGACUUUUUUCCAGUGUUCUCAGUAUAUGGAACACAACUGUUAUGAACUGCAGCUUGUUCUUAACAAUCGAUUCAUGGGUUCGAUCUAAGGGAGUACUUUCUUUGUAAAUUUCUAGCUGUGGUAUUGUAACUGGCAAGUUAUUGUGAUGAGGUCUUUCCUCUUAGUGAUCUUUAUUUAAUUUACUGAUCUUCCCAAGUAAAUUAUUUAAGAUGGUCCUACUCUUUCCUGGGGGAAAAAAAAAAUUAACUAAUACAUGGGGCUAAAUUCUGUAGCAACCGCUCAGCCAUUUUCUGUAUAAAUAUAACUGGAAUAUUCUUAAGGAAAAACUGACUAAAUUGUUUUUGUUUAAUAAAAAUAAUGUAUAAAUUCAUUAAUAGAAAACUCCUUUUAAUAUUCAGAUGGUCUGAAUAAGAGCCAUAACAUUUCCUUCUGUAAAGCAUUCCUGUAGACUUUUUAAAAGUAUUGUACAUAUUUGAAUUUACAUUGUGCAUAGAUUCUUAAUUGGUAGUUUUAAUUUAAGUCUAAAUACAAUAAACAGCAAAAUUCUGGUUUGUAUAUGAUUGCAUACAUUUUGUUAAAAUAUGUUUUUAUCCCUAUAUUAUUUUGCUAUUAAAAUUUUAUAAGAUUUCCAGGGCAAAAAAUUAACAUUUUAUGUUUUGAUGAAUUUAUGUAACUAAAUUUUCAUUGAACGAAUCUUUUAGUUUAGAAGUAAUUUGAUUCUUUGACACUGGAAUCGCACAGAAUAUGCAUCAGAAAUGCAAGACACUUACAAUUGUUACACUACUACUAUAGGUCUGAUUUUUUCCAAAUUUAAAGGCCUUAAAUGUACUGUAAGCCUCAGAUUGUUGUAAAAAUUGAUUGCGGUUGAUUGCAGUUUGUGUACUGUUGCUAGAAUGCAACACAGUGGUUGUAAUGGAAUAAAGGAUGCAUGGAUUAGAGCAUA
This is a messenger RNA of Gopherus evgoodei (Goodes thornscrub tortoise), 2871 nucleotides long. It is a transcript of the gene ABHD17C, whose product is annotated as abhydrolase domain containing 17C. Gene Ontology annotation, molecular function: palmitoyl-(protein) hydrolase activity. Gene Ontology annotation, cellular component: plasma membrane; endosome membrane. The coding region runs from base 649 to 1584 and encodes 311 amino acids. Lineage: Eukaryota; Metazoa; Chordata; Testudines; Testudinidae. The transcript is spliced from 3 exons. Gene Ontology annotation, biological process: protein depalmitoylation. The record is from RefSeq and is a predicted model, not a curated record.